This is a messenger RNA of Thlaspi arvense, 2602 nucleotides long. NCBI's taxonomy places the organism in Eukaryota, Viridiplantae, Streptophyta, Magnoliopsida, Brassicales, Brassicaceae. The record is from the annotation of a GenBank genome assembly.
CAAAGACCGAUAUUUGGUUUGUUGGGUCAUUGCGUUCUCAUCAGAGUUUUCUUUGCCCCAUUCUUCACGAAGUUUGAUUCUUCCACAAAACGUUCCAAGUCUUGAGUCAACGACACAACAGACAGACGACUCCACUCUUCUUCUUUUUUCUUUUUUUUCAUUUUUCAAUUUAUUAAUUCUGUAAUCAAAGAGUCCUUUCAUCAUUCACGCUUUUCUUACUUCUUUCAUAAACACUUGACAACAGAUGCGAAUUUCCUCUUCCUCUUCUUCUUCUUCAUUCUGCUCAACACACAUGAACAGGAGCAGCACGACCAAGACCAAAGCUCCCGUUUUGUACUUCUGAUUUUCAUUCGAUUUUUUGAUGCUCAUCGGAGGAGAACCCUAGAUUCUUGUUCUGUAGUUUAUAGCCCCGCCUCUUGGGAUUUGUUGGAUUUUUGGGGGAUAUGAUGGUGAGUAGGUUAGUUUUUGCGAUUUUCCUCGGGAAUUGUCUCUGGUUACUACUUCUGUCUAGCUCCAUCGAUGCAAACGAGGCCAACGUAAACUGCUUGAAGAGCAUAAAAGCACAAGUCAAGGAUCCAAAUAAUUAUUUAUCGAGUUGGGUAUUUGGCAACAAUACUGCAGGUUAUAUCUGCAAGUUCAGUGGCGUGACUUGCUGGCAUGAUGACGAGAACAGAGUUUUGAGCAUUAACCUCAACGGGCUUGGUCUCACUGGGGAGUUUCCUCACGGGAUCAAGGAAUGUUCUGAUUUGACAGGUCUAGAGCUUUCUAGAAACAACUUCUCCGGACCUUUGCCAGCCAACAUUUCCUCCUUGAUUCAGUCUGUUACAAUUCUGGACCUUUCCGACAAUAGGUUCUCCGGUGAAAUCCCUGUCAUGAUCUCAAACAUCACCUUUCUCAACACUCUCUUGCUUCAGCGUAACCAGUUCACGGGCCGUCUUCCUCCCGAGCUAGUGCUACUCGGACGGCUCAGCAAGUUCUCUGUGGCCAGCAACCGUCUCGUUGGUCCUAUCCCAGCUUUCAACAAAACCACCUUGAAACCCAAAGCAAAUGACUUUGCUAAUAACCUGGGUUUGUGUGGUGAGCCUCUGGACCCAUGUAAGAGCCCUACCGGCUCUCGUGGUAAAGUUGUUGUUAUAGCGGCGGUUGGUGGAUUGACCGUGGCAGCUUUAGUCGUCGGGGUUGUUUUGUUCUUCUACUUCCGUAGAAUGGCUGUUGUUCGGAAGAAGAAGGACGAUCCUGAGCAAAACAGAUGGGCAAAGAGCUUGAAAGGACAGAAAGGCGUUAAGGUAUUCAUGUUUAAGAAGUCGGUUUCGAAGAUGAAACUAAGGGAUCUUAUGAAGGCAACGGAGGAAUUCAAGAAAGACAAUAUCAUUGGCAAAGGAAGGACAGGGACUAUGUACAAAGGGGUGCUCGAAGACGGGACUCCGCUUAUGAUAAAGAGGCUGCAGGAUUCUCAACGCUCUGAGAAAGAGCUCGAUUCGGAGAUGAAGACUCUGGGAUCUGUGAAACACAGAAACUUGGUCCCUCUCUUGGGGUAUUGUAUUGCGAAGAAGGAGAGGCUCCUGAUAUACGAGUACAUGCCUAACGGCUACCUUUAUGACCAGUUACAUCCCGCAGAUGAAGAAUCCUCCAAGCCCAUGGAUUGGCCUUCAAGGCUGAAAAUCGCUAUUGGUGCGGCGAAAGGAUUGGCGUGGCUUCACCACAGCUGCAACCCGAGGAUCAUCCAUCGCAACAUAAGCUCGAAAAGCAUAUUGUUGACCGCAGAGUUCGAGCCCAAGAUCUCGGACUUCGGUCUAGCUAGGCUGAUGAACCCGAUCGAUACACAUCUGAGCACGUUCGUCAAUGGAGAGUUUGGGGAUUUCGGUUAUGUUGCUCCCGAGUAUUCAAGAACCAUGGUGGCAACUCCUAAAGGAGACGUCUACAGCUUCGGGGUCGUGCUUCUUGAGCUAGUAACGGGCCAAAAAGCCACUGGUGUGACAAGAGGCUCUGAGGAAGCCGAGGAAGAAAUCUUCAAGGGUAACCUUGUGGAGUGGAUCACAAAGCUAUCUAGUGAAUCAAAACUGCAAGAAGCUAUUGACAGGUCGUUAAUUGGGAAAGGCGUGGAAGAUGAGAUCUUUAAAGUGCUCAAAGUAGCAUGCAACUGUGUUCUUCCGGAAGUAGCGAAGCAGAGACCUACCAUGUUUGAAGUUUACCAGCUUCUGAGGGCCAUUGGAGAGAGCUACAACUUCACCACCGACGAUGAUAUCUUAGUUCCUUCUGAAUCAGGAGAAGCUGAUUUCAUUGAAGAGCUCAUAGUUCGCUGAGUAAGAGGAAAGGCAAGACAUCUGAAACGAAGCAUCUUUUAGUCCUAGCAGUCCCAAGAUAUAUACAUAUGUAUAAGUACUGUUUUUCUUUUAUUUUUGAUUUUUCCUCGUCGAUGGUAUGGUUGUAAAACUUGUAAUGUGAAAUAUUUGUUUAGAUGCUCUCUCUCAUUACUAAACUGAGGUUUGGGUAUUUUCAGUACCGUUCACUUGUUUGGUGCAUCUUUGCUGUUUUUCAUAUUUUUUGCAGCAACUAUUCAAUUUGGUUGAAAUAUAUAUACAUGGUUCGAUUAGAAUUAUAA